Alternaria incomplexa is the source of this 3333-nucleotide messenger RNA. RefSeq lists its product as uncharacterized. Gene Ontology annotation, cellular component: nucleus; cytoplasm; ubiquitin ligase complex. Gene Ontology annotation, molecular function: ubiquitin-ubiquitin ligase activity. NCBI's taxonomy places the organism in Eukaryota, Fungi, Ascomycota, Dothideomycetes, Pleosporales, Pleosporaceae. The coding region runs from base 1 to 3333 and encodes 1110 amino acids. Gene Ontology annotation, biological process: protein polyubiquitination. The transcript has 2 exons. The record is from RefSeq and is a predicted model, not a curated record.
AUGGCCGACCAACCGCCCGAGCAACCAGAGCACCAAGACAAGGCCAUGUCCGACCAACCAGACAACGCGACAUCUGAGCAGCAAGACAGCGCAAUGCCUGAUGCUGCACCUGCACCUCCACCCGCUGCUGCGCCGGACGCCAUGUCUGACGCCGACAAGAUCCGUGCAAAGCGCCUUGCAAAGCUGGGCGGCCCUGCGACUCCGAAUGGUCCUUCACGGCCGCCCUCGACCGCACCUGAAGCCGCAUCAUCGGGCACUUCAUCCCCAAAGCCCACCGAAUCACCGGCGCCACCACCGAAGCCCACUCCGACCGCGAAUCCCUUCUCCCAAUUAGGUGUCAAGACCGACGAGCCGCCUAAGAAGCGCAUCACUAUCAAACCCGCACAGUCGUCGAGCAGUGGCCCCGCACCGCAGACCGCCCAGAAGGCGCCGGAAUUGAGCAUAGAAGCGUGGGAGGAUCGGACAAUCAGCAGCAUUUUUAGGGUAACUCUGGACGAGAGCCAUACGCACGAUGCACACGGACAUAAGCUACACUUUGCCGAAAGCGCCAGACGCGAUCUUGAGGAACAGGGCAGGCCAAUCCGCUUGACUACAGAUCAACUGGAUUCCGUCAUAAUGGAAGCAGCGUCAGAAAAGCCACAGGGCUAUGCGUUGGAAUACACCAUGAGUUGCUGGAAACGCGUUUCCAAAGCGCUCAAGAACCUCGCCAAUAAGACUGGUCCACGGUUCGAAGUUGUCAAAGAGGCCCGACGAGUGUGCUUCAGCUAUUGCAUCUUUGCAGCUAGCAUGCCAGAAAUGUUCCAGGAAGACCCACCCGUGGAGAACGCACUGGCUGAUCGCUUACUUCUCGGACCUGACGACGAGCGCGGUAUCUGCUACGAGUUCCUCACUGAAGCGAGCCAGCGCAUAGGUGAAGACGAUAUCAUCAAGGACACACUUGUGGAAGCUAUGGUGGAUGUCAGCCGGCGCCUCUCCAAGGUUUCUAUGAAUGGAGACUACAAGGCACACAUGUUGAUCCUGCGGGUAUUCGUCCGAUUUCCGCCGCUCGUAGCUGCUAUGGCGCAGUCUGAAACGUUUCUGCCUGCUUACAUCGAGGCUCAACAUAUCGAAACACACAGCUUCUUAGGGCCCUUCUUCCGGUUAUCUCCCAUGCAGGCUGACGUAGCCAUGAACUACUUCUCUGGCUCCGCGGCUGUCGACAAGGGACUCAUCGUCAACGCGCAACGAGCUGUCCGCAUGACACUUCAAACCCACCAAGAAGAACUGCUAGACAUUACAAACACCUUCAUCAAGAACAAGGAAUCUCGUGAGAAGAUGCUAGACUGGUUAGCGCUCACAGUCAAUAAGAACCACAAGAGGCGUGCGAUACAAGUGGACAGGAAAACAGUAUCAUCAGACGGCUUCAUGGUCAAUGUCACAGUGAUUUUAGAUCGUCUCUGUGAGCCUUUCAUGGACGCUACCUUUUCCAAGAUCGAUCGCAUCGACAUUGACUACCUUCGCCGAUCACCCCGCGUUGAUAUCCAAGAUGAAACAAAGAUCAAUGCCGACCAGAAUGCAUCGGAUGAGUUCUACAGUACCAAAGCCCCAGGUACCAACAACUUCAUCAGCGAGGUCUUCUUCUUGACGGUGGCCGCUCAUCACUAUGGUUUGGAGGCAGCCAAUACCAAGUUGGGUACCCUUCAAAAGGACGUAAAGUACCUUGAGAAGGAGCUUGCUAAGCUCGAGCCCGAGCGACCCAAGUACAUGACUAGUCAGGCGCAGCUGGCUGUCUUUGACAACCACAUCAAGAAGAUGAAAGACCAGAUCGAGAAGGCCAAGUGUAGCAUCCUGGCCAUUCAAGGUGUGUUGCUUGAUGAGACUACACAAGCUCGGUCCAUGCAACUGAUGCGAUACGUCAUCGUGUGGCUUCUACGGCUUGCUUCGCCCGGUACCAACUUUCCUAGAUCAGAGCUUCAGCUGCCUCUACCCGAAGAACAACCACUGCAGUUCAGGUGUCUACCUGAAUAUUUCGUUGAGGACAUUGUUGGAAACUUCAAGUUCAUCACUCGCUACAUGCCGCAUAUUAUCACAACCACUCAGUGCGAGGAAAUUGUCAAGAUCUGCAUUACCUUCCUGAGAAGCUCAGAGUACAUCAAGAACCCAUACUUAAAGUCUGGUCUUGUCACCAUUCUAUUCCACGGAGUAUGGGAGAUUCACGGUAAGCCAAAGGGCGUGCUUGGUGACACGCUAUUUGCACACGACUUCGCCAUGAAGCACUUGCUCCACGCCCUGAUGAAGUUCUACAUCGAAUGUGAGAGCACCGGAACGCAUACGCAGUUCUUUGACAAGUUCAACAUUCGAUACGAGAUCUUCCAGGUCAUCAAGUGCAUUUGGCCGAACCCAGUGUACCGCGAGCACCUUGCGACUGAAGCGCGCGUCAACUUGGAUUUCUUCGUUCAAUUCGUCAACCUGCUCCUCAACGAUGUAACAUUCGUCCUGGAUGAGUCAUUCACCGCUUUCAAGGAGAUCCACGAUCUAUCCCGAGAGCUUAAGAAUGCCCCAGCAAACAUGGAGCAGACGGAGCGUCAAGAGAGGGAAGAAAAGCUGUCAUCAGCCCAGGGCAAGGCCAAGAGCUACAUGCAACUCACCAACGAAACCGUCGCCAUGUUGAAGCUCUUCACCGAAGCCCUCGCCGACUCCUUCACCAAGAAGGAAGUCGUCGUGCGCCUCGCCCACAUGCUAGACUACAACCUCGAAGCCCUCGUCGGCCCCAAGAAAUCCCAACUCAAAGUCGAAAACCCCGAGGAAUACGGCUGGAACCCACGCAACAUGCUCGCAGAAGUCACAGACGUCUACCUCAACCUCGAGUCCAAACAAUCCUUCAUCGACGCCGUCGCCACAGACGGCCGCUCCUACCGGCCCGAAUACAUGGACGAAGCCUACAAGAUCCUCCAACGCUUCAAACUCAAAACACCCGAGCAAAUGACACAAUGGGAAAACAUGUCUGAGCGUAUCAAGACUGCUAAAGAACAAGCUGAUAUGGUCGAAGCUGACCUUGGAGAAAUUCCUGAUCAGUACCUCGAUCCUAUUUUGGCGUCGCUCAUGGAAGACCCCGUCACGCUUCCUGUUAGCAAACAGAUUGUUGAUAGAGGUACUAUCCAGGCGCAUCUGCUGAGUGAUCCGCAUGACCCGUUUAAUCGGACGCCGCUUAAGAUUGAGGAUGUCAUUCCGAAUGAUGAGCUCAGGGAGGAGAUUCAGAGUUGGAAGGCUAAUUUGUUGGCGGAGAAGAUGGCGGAGCGGAGUAAGGCGGCGGCGGCUGGGGCGGCGGCGGGCGAGGCUAUGGAUACGUCGUAG